This is a messenger RNA of Podarcis lilfordi (Lilford's wall lizard), 15099 nucleotides long. NCBI's taxonomy places the organism in Eukaryota, Metazoa, Chordata, Lepidosauria, Squamata, Lacertidae. The record is from the annotation of a GenBank genome assembly.
UUUGUCUAGAGUCAUUUCAGUCACUGUUAGCUGGUGCCAUGGAGCCUCUAGGGACAGUGACCAUUUUGAUGAUCAUAUGUAUCUCUUGCCUUGUUUUCCUUGCAGUCAGGAGCAGGACGCCAGAGAAUGCAAAGCAGCUGCCACCUGGCCCACCUCCACUGCCCAUCGUAGGGAACGCUCUGCAGUUGAAGACCAACAACUUGGCCCAGGUUCUCCAGGAGGUAAGCCAAAGAUGAGCACCUUCCUCAACAGUUGUCUGUUGAUGACCGUUACCUGUUUGCAAGGCUCUUUCCAUCUGACUCUUUUGGAAGGGGACAGUCCAUUGUCAGUUUGUUUAUUUAUAGAUGGUACCAUCUGUGUGCAGGGCACAUUUGCAGAGUCUAAGGCAACAGACUCUGCACUUUGACAGAGGAGAGGCAAGAGCCGGAGGGCGGCAUCCAGACCAGCGCCCCAGAAUAGCAGAAUCGCUGUGAUUUCAGUGGCACGGACUUGCGCUUGGCUACAUCAGCAGGGAUGGGGAGCAGGGACUUGUCGCAAAGGCUCCACAGAAAAGAGGUGGACUUUGAGCAGGUCCCACAACUCCACAAAGGGGGUUGUUUUAUUGUUAUUUUAUUAUUUUAUCCUUAAAAUAAAAGCCAUAAAGCCCCUUUCUGAGUAAAGAACUUUAAAAAGCAAUAGUGCAAUUUUCAUACUAUUUUAGAGACAGGGGGCAGGGGCGGGUCCAGUUCUCCCUCCACACAUGGAUGGUUUGCGCAUUUUUGCCCUCUGAACAUUUUUAGCCUCUGCUGGACAGUGGGGAGUUCAUAGUCUUCUUAUAUUUUGAAAAGCUGCUCCUUUAUUUUCCCCAGAAUGUGCUCGGUGGGAAGGUACUGUAAGAAUUCCCUUAGAAAAAUGAGUGUGAGGGGGACAUAACUAUAUUCACGAUAUAGAGAAAGUGGAUGGGAAAACACUUUUACCCCCCUCUCAUAAUGCCAUACCCUCCAACAUUUCUCCAAUGAAAAUAGGGACAUCCCAUUCCAUAAUGAUAAUUUUACUAUUUAUAGCCCACACAACUUACUGGGUUGCCCCAGCCACUUUGGGCAGCUUCCAACAUAUAUAAAAACAUAAUAAAACAUUAAAAAUUAAACAAGAAAACACUUCCCUAUUCAGGAUUGCCUUCAGAGGGGGUCGUAUAACUCUAUACCCUCCAACAUUUCCCCAGUGAAAAUAGGCACAUCCUAAGGAAAAGGGGGGACAUUCUGUGAUCAAACUGGGAUGGCUUCUCUAAAUCAGGGAUGUCCCUGGAAAAUAGGGACACAUGAAGGGUCUGUAAAGCUAAAACGUGGAGCCUUCAGUUAAAGCUGAAUGUUGGAAGAUUUACAACACACGCAAGAUAGUAGUUCUUCAUACAGUGCAUAUUGAAACUGUGGAAUUCACUGUGGAAUUUUGUUAAGACAAAAUUCAUUGAAGAUAAAGCUACCCAUAGCUGCUAGUGAUGAUGCUGAACCUCCACCAGUUCCAGGGACCUGCAGGAGGGGAGCGUGCUAUUGCACUCGGGUCUUGUUUUUGAGCUUCCCAGAAGAACUGUGUUGGCCACUGUGAUAACAGUCGUGGACUAGUUGGCCUUCGGCCUGAUCUAGCUGCAGAGCUCUUCUGUAUGUUAUGAAGAGUCAUGUGGUUCAGAUGCCCAUAGUGAGUCUGGGGGCAGCGGGGCUCUACAUCAGCUAUGUGACUCUCUCCUAACCCGCAAACCCUCCUAGAUGUGUGUCCUUCUCUAUCUUUUUUCCAGUUUGGUGAGAAGUAUGGCUCUGUGUUCACAAUGUAUUUUGGAGCAGAACGGGUUGUGGUGCUGCAUGGCUAUGAUGCAGUGAAAGAAGCACUGAUCGACCGUGGAGAUGAAUUUGCUGCCAGGGGACGCCUGCCAUUAGCUGAUGAUGUCUACAAGGGAUUAGGUAUUUUAUGCUGGUUGACCAGUGGAGGGGGGGGGACCACAAAGGAAAAUCCCUCUAUUCAUGAAAAUAAAGCAAAAAAGGUUGCAAAGACAAGUCAUUGCAUCUUGAGAUAAACAUUCCUGAAAUAUACUCAGAGUCGCAAAGUGAUUUCAUGCUCUUUAUUCAGCUCAUAGUGGUGAGGAGGAAGAAUGAAUGUCUCCUCAAAGUAUUUGUUUUAUAUACAUUAUUUAUACAAUGGGCUGCACAUGAUUGGCUAAUUCCAGAAUUCUACUGUAAGCCAAUCAGGUUGUGGAUUCACUUCUAUCUGGAGCAUGAUUGGGUGGUUCCUGUCAACCAAUUAUACUGCUGCAUUGUUCUAGGACCAAUCAGACUGCUGCAGUUUGGAUCCUAUUCAACUCAGUACAUAACACCCCUCCCCUCUAAGUUCCAGUCCUGCCCCGGAGGUCGCAUUCAUAGUCCUCAAGGUAUGCCAGCGGCCUACGUGUACGUUGCGGCCUGGGGUGUUCCCUGGUCCGGGGUUCAGGCUCUGGCUUGUGUUCCAAGGAUGCUGGCUGUGAUGGGGCUGUUUGGUCUGGCGCAACUGGCUCGCUCAGUCGUGGUUCUGGUUCCGGUGUCCUUUCGGCCUCACGGGUCCUCUCUGUAUUUACUGAUUCUGCCUCUCCUGCUGACCCCUCCUGCUCUAUGGGCCUCACUGCCCCACUGUUCCCUUGGGACUCCUCUGACCUGUCCUCCUCCUGGUUUUAUCCCGGGAAUCGUCGCCGUAUCUGGUCGCAGUGGCGGCGCCAGCAUUGCCCCCCAUCUGUUAGCACCUCGUACGACAUGGGGCCAGUGACCCUGGUGACUGUGGCAGGUACCCAUGCUGGGCCUGCCCCAAAAUUCUUUGCGUACACUGGGUCCUGGGCCUCGAAGGUCCGGGGGUUUCUGCCUUCCCCCACCACUACCUCAGCCUGAACUCUAUUGGGGUGAAGGCGGUCCAAUCUGAUUGCAAGGCGCCGACCCAUUAGUAGUUCAGCGGGGCUCCGGCCAGUCGUUGAGCUGGGGGUGCUGUGCUGUGCUAGAAGGAAUGUGACAAGGCGGUACUCCCAAUCCCCUUGUGUCAUGCGGCGAAGGGUGUCCUUGGUGGUCCGCACCAUGCGUUCUGCUUGGCCAUUGGUGGCAGGGUGGAAUGGCGCUGAACGGAUGUGGCAGAUGGCGUUCUGCGCUGUGAAGGUUUGGAAUUCUUCUGACGUAAAUGCAGUCCUGUUGUCUGAGACGACAGUGUCAGGGAGCCCGUGGGUUGCAAACAGCCUGCGUAGUACCCGGAUGGAUGCGGACGUAGAAGUGGAUGGUACCAGUGCGACUUCCAGCCAUUUGGUGUAGGAGUCCACCACUAUGAAGAAUGUUUUCCUCUGAAAGGGGCCAGCAAAGUCCACAUGCAGGCGUGACCAUGGUGCUCGGGCGGACUCCCAGGACUGGACUGGGGCCCUUGGGGGAUCUGGGUGGGAUUCUUGGCAGGCCUGGCAGUGUUUGACCCAGGCCUCUAUCUCUCUGUCGAUCCCUGGCCACCACACAUAACUCCUGGCAAGGGCCUUCAUUCUUACUACCCCUGGGUGUAGUAAUUAAUGUUCCCACUGGACAGUAGCAGUAGAUAAUUAGCAGCCUUUUAAUGGCAGAGCUAUAUAUUGGGCAUUGCCAUUUAAGAGAUAAAUGAGCCAUCUCAUAAAAGUACUUAAGCAAUAUCUAGGGCAGUAGCGGAGAAAGGUGGUUACAGCUAGCUCCGCCUCUGGCCUAGAGCAAGCAUCAAAAAUUAAAGCAGGAUUGAAUGAGUCUCUAGCCUUUAAAAAUAAUGGUCUGGGGUAAUUCUGGUGUGGGCAGUAAGUGUGAGAGUUAUGUGAGCAGAAUCCCCUGGCCUGGAUUUUGUGAAUCAAUAAACUAUCCACACCAAGAAAGAGUUUCAAAGUUACUGCAAGCUAUCGUUAAAUUUGUUACCAAAAAAAUAAAUAAAUACAAAUCAACACUUUGCACUUAUACAACUAGCAAUGAAGUCCAGUUUUCUUUAAGUUCUUUCUGGUUAAUAUAGUCCAAGAACUAUUGCUUCUUCAUUAUACUGGCAGCUUCAGAGAGAGACCCAGGCUCCAAGAGAUAAAUUAUCAGUUAACAUAACUAUCGAAACAUUGAAACCUCUUUUUAAGCUUUAGCUGCAAAAAUGGACAUUCUGCAAAUGCAAACCUCUACUACGUUUCAUACACAACACACACAAACAUAGCAUUUUAUUCACAUUAAACACAUAUAUUUUACAGUAAGGGCAUGUAUCAGAAGACUGGCCAGCUACUGCUUAUGGAAUAAGGAGGCACCAAAGUACCAAGUCUCCAGGUGGUCUGGAGCCAAGAAUAAGAGCCUCCUGCUCUUCCAACCUGCUUCUUCUGCUCUCCCUUUCAGUCCAUCCAUCUCCUUCAUGCCCAUUUCCUCUUCUGCUUUCCAGGAAUUGUAUUCAGCAAUGGGGAGGUGUGGAAGCAGCUCCGACGUUUUGCCCUUACCACUCUGCGCAACUUUGGCAUGGGAAAGAAAAGUAUUGAGGAGAGGAUCCAGGAGGAAGCACAGUUCCUGCUAGAAAAGUUCCAGGACACUCAGGGUGGGUAGCCACUGCCCCUCAUCCACAUAGGCUUAUCAAGCAGACCCCCUUAAACAUCACAACAGAUUCUGGGGUACAUUACAACGGAUUAUUAACCACCAACUCAUAAAGAAAUAUCAUGGUGGGUACAAGCAAAUUAUUAAAAAAUUUAAAAUCGUAAAACACUGAAAUAGUGACCAACACUGAAUCAAAUAAAUUGCCUAAAAACACUUGUGAAAUACAAACAUUUUCAUCAGGUGAUGAAAUGCCAGAAUUCUAGCUGGUUUCAGUAGGAACCACAUUCCAAAGCACAGGUGCCAUUGUGCUCAAAGUUUUAAUAGAUAUAACAGAUAUCUGCAUUGAUAUGAAACAAACAUGUGAUGAGUGUGUGGCAAUUUGGAAGGCUUCUCCUGAUGGUCAUAGUGAUCUGACCAGUGUGUAUGGGAUAAGGUGGUCCUUAAGUCACCUGGUCCUAGGUCACUGAGGGCUUCAUACACACCACUAAUGCACUGAACUUACCUUGUCAAUGUACUGGCAAACAAUGCAUAACUUUCAGCAGGGGUGUAAUAUGCUGACACACACCAGUUCCAACUAAAGCCCGGCUGCUGCUUCUCUAUCAACUGCAAGAGUGCUCUGCAGAUAUUGUUGAAUUCCAGCUGCUUUUAGCCCCAACAGUCAUCAGUGGUCCAGAAGUUAUAGUCUAGCAGCAUCUGAAGUGCUUUAGAUUCCCUAGUUUUAGUCUAGACUUCACCAAGGCCUGCUCCACUGUGGUCACCCUUUCCUAUCUAAGGAUAUAUUGGCUGAAGCUGGAAGAAAGCACCUUGGAAAGUCCUUGGAAGAAACCACUCAUAGCCACUGAAGAUGCCCAUGCCUCCAGCAUUGUUGUGAGAAAGGCAGCUUCCUGUCUGACCACUGAGGCCAGGAGCCAGGAAAUGGCAGCUCAGAAAUUCCAGACUAGAUUAUUGCCUAAAACCUGUAAUGGGGUUGUAUAAUUAUUUGUUUGUUGUCCUUCCAGAGAAGCCCUUGGAUCCAACCUACUCGCUCAGUUGCGCUCUCUCCAAUGUCAUUUGUGCAAUUGUCUUUGGGAAACGAUACAAUUAUAAUGACAAGAAGUUCCUAUCCAUGAUGAGCUUAAUAAAUGAAAACUUUCAGGUUUUUAGCUCUUCUUGGGGACUGGUAGGUGCCAUCUUUUUAAAGGCCCUUUUCCACAAAGUCUAAAUUUUCCUGCUGUUUAAAUUCUUUCUUCCAGGCUUCUCAUGACCCAUACUGCCUCUGCCUCUUAAUAUUUCUGUUAAUGUCCUAGUUGCAGGUUUGCCAUAGGUAACUGGUUAGCCACUGUGACAGCAGGAUGGGCCACUGGCCUGAUUCAAUAGUCUCUUCUUACAUUCUUAUGUUUUUAAUUUGGAGUUCCAGUCAAGGUCGGUGCAUUCAAUGCCAAUACCUGGGUCUAGUAACCAAGGUUUGACUUAACAGCAGCCCAGUGGAAAAGGAAGUAAAGCUUAAGCAGUUUUGGCAGUAGGGGUGGAGGAUUGUUGCAUGAUUUCUCAGUUUUUUGUAAAGGUACACAUAGGUGAAAUUUUAAAAAAAUAUCUGCAUAUGACCUCUACAACCAUUAGGUAGAGGAUGGGAAAGCACUAAUUGAGGGGAAGGGAAGAUAAUACAAUGCAGUACAAUCAAUGAAGCACCACCCAGUAAUGCAGAUGGGGAACAUCUACAUAGAUAUUCGAGGCAUUGGCAGUGAAGAUGCUGGUGUGUGGACCACAGAGUUGAAAUGCACACAAGGCAACAGUGGCCAACGUUAUACUGAAGCCCGAGUGCGGACAAACCCUGACUGAGGUUGGUGCCAAUGGGUCUCUUGUGGUGUUUCUUCUAGCUCUACAACCUCUUUCCUUCUUUGAUGAAAUGCAUCCCUGGGCCCCACUGUAAACUGCUGAAAAACAACUUGGCAAUCAGAGAGUUUGUUUUGGAGGAGGUUGAAGAGCACAAGGCCACUCUGGACCCCAGCUCACCUCGGGAUUUUAUCGACUGCUUCCUUAUGAAAAUGGAUCAGGUAAUCAUGAAAACUCACAGACCUCUCCAUGUGGGUUCUCCUGACACUCCUGAAGCUUCCCAACCAGCAGACUUCCAUCCAGCUUCUUGUGGGGAAUGCCAAGGAAAGAGAUUCCUGCCCACACCCCAUUGGAGUAGAUUCAUUUCCCAUUGCUGACUUGUUCCUGCAGUAAGUGGGAAGUUCUUUCUAAUGAUUAGCCCUCUGGAUAAGGAAUGUCCAGAGGAACAAGCUAUAAAAAGACUUGAGAUAAGAUGUGUCUUGGGAAGAGAGCUGGUCCCAGUGGCGCAGUUAAAUUCUUGUUAUGUUGUACUCAGAACAAUUGAGUUGACUCCACUGACUGUGUUGUGUGUUUCUGCAGGAAAAAGGUAAUAGUGCAUCCCAUUUCACCAUUGAAAACCUGGCCAUAAGCACAAUUGACUUGUUUUCGGCUGGAACAGAGAGCACCAGCACCACACUGCGAUACGGGUUCAUGAUCCUCCUCAAACACCCAGAGAUACAAGGUAAAACGGAAGUGAUGUUAGUAUUUAUUAUUCUAGUUCUCUCCUAGAUUUAUGUGUCACAGGUCCAAGAGGUUGUUGUUCUGCCACUUUCCCCAGGAAAACCCACUGUUCAUUGCUGAAUGUUAAUCAUCGCUGACUGACAUCAGCAGUAGACAGAAGGCUUUCCUGGAGACAACAAAGGGUGGGGGGGUGGACAAAAUGCUCAGACCCAUGCCUAGAAAUCCUAGCAAAAACAGAAGUGUGGAUGAGCUCUUAUAGCUGACCAUAUUGCAAACCCUAGGAUUUAUAUGCAAACAGUAACAACCUGAAUUUGGCUCAGUAGUGUACUGGCAGCCAGUGCAGAUCCUUUAGAACAGGCAUGUCCAAAGUCCAUUUUGGGGACCUAAUCAGGCCUGCUGCCCCAGCGGCAUUUUAUUUCCUGAGGUAAAAUCCUAAAAGAAAGGGUUAACAACUUUGGUUGGCCCUUUGGUUGGCCCUCACGAGCCUUUACUUCAUCCAAUGUGGCCCUCUUUCAAAAAAGUUUGGGCACCACUGCUUUAGACAAAGGCACAACCACAAGGGCCAGGGGCCAAAGGGCCCUCAGGUAGGAUCAGAAUCACUGCAGGACAGUGCCUCCAAUAGGAAUCUCUCUAAGCUGGACCAUCACUUGCUCCUAAAACUUCCCUAAAGCUUUUGUCCCGCUGGGCUCCUUUUGGAUAGAAAUUGAAUUAAUAUAUAAAUAAUUGCAGUUAUACUAUGUUUUCCUGUUUACAGAUGGAUUACUGAAGGUGAGCUACAAUAAUUUGUCUGAGUUAAUGUGAUCAGUCAACAGAAAGUUGGCAUCAGAAAACAUUGAAAGCUCCAAAAAUGUGCAGGGGCUGGCAGGCACUCCCAUGGAAUUACAAUUGCUUCUAUGAUAUUUCCUGCACUGGUAUUAAACCUCAUUUUUCCCAUUGCAGAGAAAGUGCAUGAAGAAAUUGACCGAGUUAUUGGCCGAUCACGAAGUCCUUGCAUAGCAGAUCGUGGGGAAAUGCCUUACACAGAUGCUGUCAUCCAUGAGAUCCAGAGGUUCAUCUCUCUUGUCCCACUGAGCGUCCCUCAUGCAGUACUCAAAGAUACACCGUUCAGACAAUAUGUCAUUCCAAAGGUCAGCUCUUUUCAAGGCUCUAUGUAGUAAUAGUAGGCUGCUAGCCAUGAUGGCUAUAUUCUACCUCCAUGGUGAGAGGCAGCAUGCUUCUGAAUACCAGUGGGUGGAAACCACAGGAAUAGAGAGAGCUGUCUUGCUUAGAUUAUGUUGAAGGGCUUCCCAUGGGCAUUUGGUUGGACACUAUGAAAACAGGAUGCUGGACCAAAUGGGGCCACUGGACUGAUCCAGCAGAGCUUUUCUUCUCUUCUUAUGUACAAGUAAGAGAAGUAGUUUAGCCCAACUCCUAAAGUGUAGCUCGGCAUCUUCAGGCCUGGACUUCAUUUUAAACACCCUAUUGCCUUCUGAACCUGCUCCAGUCUUUUUCUGGAUCAACAAAGUACCUUCCUUUUUGUUAGUGCCUUCCCACACCAUUCCUUUGGGUGUCAUGGCCAUCCAGACCAUUUUUUUGCACUCUCUGCAGGGCACUACCAUAUAUCCAAGUCUGAUGUCUGUGCUACAUGACAGCAAAGAAUUUCCAAACCCCAAAGAAUUUGACCCAGAACAUUUCUUGCACAAAGAUGGCACCUUCAGGAAGAGCGACUAUUUCAUGCCUUUCUCAGCAGGUAUGAUCUCUGCUUCCUCAGUAGGUCUUUCCCGUCUCCCUAAUUGGCUCAGGUCUUUCCUGUCUCCCUAAUCGGCUGGUGUCGGGGCAACGAGGGGGAACUUCCUUCCUCCUGCAGCCUAAACUGGAAGGGCUGCCAGUUUGUGAGGGAGGGGCAGAGGCUUCUGGGUCCAUCAGAACUCCUUGUAUCUUUCCUGUGGCCAGCUGAAGCAAAAGAAAUGGUGGAAAGAGUGACUCUCCCAGGAGCUGUUCUAGAGCAGCACCUUUGCUCCUUUGGCAUGAUUUUUAUUUUCUCCGUAACAGCCAAAGUGGUUGUUAUGCAUCUUACACUUUGAGUUUCCUUUGCAGGGAAGCGGAUAUGUGUGGGGGAAGGUCUGGCCCGUAUGGAGAUCUUCUUGUUCUUGACCACCAUAUUACAGAACUUCACUCUGAAGUCCAUCAUUGACCCCAAGGACAUCGAUCUCACACCAGUGAUGAGCAGCAUAGGCAGCUUCCCUCGGCCCUAUCAGCUUUGCAUUGUCCCUCGCUGAAAAGCCUGCCUCAGGAGGGCUGCAGAUGUGGACAAGUCGCAGUGUGGCAAAUAUUUGUUCAAAAAACCCAUAACACAAUAUCUCCUCACGUGUGGAGCCAUAUCUUCUUACCUGACUAUUUGUUGAACUGUUACUUUGGGGAUUCAUAUGCAUAUGUGUGCAGUGACGUAGCUAGCUGCCCUAGCUAGCUAGUGCAGGGGGCAGGGGCGUGUCCUGCAGCCAGGGGUGUGUCGAGCCACCCAUGGGGGCGGGGCGAACCUCUCCAAUGCUUGGAGCCUCUCCGCUGCCUCCCCCUCAGCUGUAGGGCGUUCUUUCCUCUCAGCCUUCCUUCAACCCUGCUCCCAUUCAGUGUAACAGUAAAAUGUUUCCCUAGUACAAAUUCAGAGGCAGCAUGGGCAAAAUUGGUGAUGGGAAGUCUGUUGGGAUACUGCCAGGGAGAUAAAGUCCAUCAUGGCCCCCAAGCCGUCUGCUGGACGAUCCAUCGACCUCCCGUAGGCACGCAGCGACAUGAGUUUCUAGAAAAUAUCUUGCCACAUUCCAGAGCUCAUGCACGCUCUAUCAGCAGAUAAUGCACAGCCAAAAAGUUGCACUCAGGAGAGCAUUAUUUACAAGUUUAUUCAGCGUUGAUCAGAACACAGAAAAACAUGACUGCCUGCUUUAGUGUCUACGACACCGAGAGAGAACGAAAGCAACAGAAAACAUAAACAUCCUGUGAACAGGAAAUACGCAGACUCUGACUCACAAAGCCUGCUCCCUUUUAAGGUGGAACGGAAAUAUCCUAACAUCCUCCCCCUUUCCGUGUAACCUGUAGUACCUGUGGUUCAACCCAAUUGCAACCUUUGUAUGUAAACCUUAAGUUGUUCUCUGUUAACAACCUUAGACAACAGAUCAGCAGGAAUUUCAUUUCCUGCCAUGUAGGACACCUGAAUGAGUCCUUUCUGAAUACACUCUCUUGCACGAUGUAGCUUAAUCUGCAAGUACUUGGUCCUUUGCUUGCAACUCUCCGAGUUCAGCAAAGCCAAACACGAUCUAUUGUCUUGAUACACUUGUACAGAACAUUUCACAGAAACUCCGAUGUCCUUAAACAGUUGCAUCAACCAUUCACAAUCCAUGAGUGAAAAUGACAGAGCAUUGAGUUCUGCUUCACAGGAACUUAGGCUCACUGUCGUCUGCUUUUGCACAACCAGUCAAACAGGCAGUGGUUGUACAUGUAGCAUACUCCAGAAGUGCUUGUACCAUCCGUGGUGUCACUUCCAAAACUUGCAUCUGCAAAGAUUUCAAGACCUCCAGUCUUCUGACUGGUGAACCUCAGCCUGUAGUGCAAAGUCCCUUUCAAAUAGUGGGCUAUGCGCUUCAGAGCUUUCCAAUCCUGAACAGUAGGAUUGUUAGCAUGCCUGCUAAGCAGGUUAGUGCUUACAGCUAUGUCAGGUCUUGAGCAUCUAGCAAUGAAAUUCAACUUGCCUAGAAUGGAUCUGUACAGCGUAGUGUCAGAAAACGCUUCAGCAGUACUGUCUACCUGGUAACCUGUCACCAUCGGUGUGUCUGCUGGGUUUGCAUCAACCAAAUUCAACCUGGUUAAUACAUCAGCAAUUUUCUGUGUUUGGUGUACCAGAAAAUUACCUGCUUGGUCCCUCUCCACUUGCAGAGAAAGAUAGUUGGAUACCUCACCAAGAUCCUUCAUGUCAAAGUGCUCCUUCAGCUGAGCUAGGGUGCUUUGGUAGAAAGCCUGAUUCUUCCAAAACAUCAGAAGAUCAUCAACAAAACAUAAACAAUACAGUUUGUUUUGCCCCUCCUCCUUGACAAACACACAUGGAUCAGCUUUGCCCUGGUGAAAACCUAGAGAAAGCAACGUCUCAGUGAGUUUUGUGUUCCAACACCUAGCACUCUGCUUGAGACCAUAUAAGGAUUUCCGCAGUUUACAGACCAUUCCCUUCUGUAUCUGCAUCCCAUCAGGUGGAAGCAUAAACAGCUCCUCCCCCAAAACCCCAUACAAAAAAGCUGUAUUAAUGUCAUGAUGGGAAACAUGCAGUUUCUCCUCUGUAGCUAUCUUGAGCAUCAGCCGAAUGCUCUCAUAUUUGACUGUGGGUGAGUAGGUCUCGUGGUAAUCCUGUCCUGGUACCUGUGAAAAACCUCUGGCAACCAAUCUGGCUUUGUGUCUGACAACCUUGCCAUUCUGGUCUGUCUUGGCCUUGAAGACCCAUUUGCUGCCAACCAGUCUCAUCCCUGGGACUACCGGUACCAGUUCCCAAGUUUGGUUCCUAUUCAAGGAAUCAACUUCAGCCUUCAUGGCAUUAAGCCAAGGCUCAGCAUCUUUAGAGGUUAACUCCUGAACCUCUUUGAAGCUUGAAGGUUCCCACACCUUCUCUGAGCUACUAAGAACAGCAGUUGCCAUCUUAGCAAACUCAUCAGCAAAUCUCUUUGGAGGUCUGCCCUUUGUGGCUCUCUCAGAUCUGCGUACUAGACGCAAGUCUUCUGGACUCAUCUCCUCUUUCUUAGGAGAAAAGUGACCAAUGGUGAACAGUGGUUCUUCCAGUUCAUUGUCAGACGCAUCAGAUGGUCUGACUGAGGCCUUUGCGCUCUUGUAGUCUGCUGUGUCAUCACUGUCACCGACAUCAGCAGCAGCGCCGCCCACUGAACUGGAAUCCGAACUCUGAUCAUCAUCGUCAUCAUCAUCCUCAGCAGCUUCCUCAGCUUUAGCUGCUUCUUUGACAUCACCUUCAUCUUCCUCUGGGUAACUCUGGAAAAUUCCCACAUUUCCCCCCCACUUAGGAUUGUACUCAACACUCUUUGUGAACUUAAUGGACUUAGAGUUGGUCAUCCAUACCCUGUAUGCACCUUUUUCGUACCCCAUGAACAAACCAUGUGCCCCACGCUUCCCAGGCUUGUUGCUCUGUGGGGUGUAUACCCACAUGUCAGAACCAAAGAUUCUCAUGUGUUUGAUGUUGGGUUUCUUACCAAACAUCUUCUCAUAGGGAGUACAACCAAUAGGUGAUGACAAUCUGCGAUUAUAAGUGUAAACAAAAUUCGACAGAGCCUCCCCCCAAAACUUAUCAGGGAGAUUGGCAUCAUGCAACAAUGUUUUCAUUCCUUGCAGCAACAUUUGAUUUGCUCGCUCCGCAAGCCCAUUCAUCCAUGGCGAUCUAGGCGUUGACAAGUCAUGCUGGAUUCCCUUCUCAAUCAGGAAAGCUUCAAACUGCUGAGAAGUGAACUCCCCGCCCCGAUCAGUAAACAACCAACCAAUGCGUUUACUGUGAACAUUCUCCAACCAAGCACAGAAUGCCUUGAACUUAGGAAACGCUUGUGAUUUCUGCUCAAGCAUAAACACAUGAAUGUACCUGGAAAAAGAGUCAAUUAGAACCAUGAAGUACCUUGCUCCACCCAAAGAGGGCACAAGUGGACCAACCAGGUCUGCGUGCACUAGCUGGUAGGGUUUGGAAGCCUGCCUGCUAGACUCCUUGCCUUUUGGAGCAACCUUCACCUUGUUCUCUGCACAAGAUACACAUUUCAUGUGAAACUUACAGGGUUUGAUGUUCAAACCCUCAACCAUCUUUGGCAUCUUGGCCAGUGCCUUCCAAGAGAGGUGACAAAACCUCCUGUGUGCAUCGUGAAUGCAUCCUGCAUGAAGAACUUUGUUAGUUUGUGCAACACAACAAGAAUCAACAUUAGACACAACAGCACCAAUGUCAUCAUAAGUUAUACAGAACAAGCCAUCCAUAAACUUUGCAUGCAACAUGUCCUCUUUGCCUUUUCUGAUGACACAGACGCUCCUCUUGAAGGAAAUCUCAAAACCACGCCCAGUCAACUGUGGGACACUGAGCAAAUUGUCUGCAGCACCUGGAACAUACAGUACAUCUUUGAUGGUAGUGUGCAGACUUGCCAGUUUCACAGUCCCUUCUCCUGCGAUCCGCAACGUCUUUCCAUCAGCCAGGUGGAUCUCACCUUCUUGAGGUUUGAAGGAGAUAAAUAGGUGGCGGUCCUUUGAGACAUGGCGGGUACAGCCUGAAUCAACAACAAACCUGGCUUUGGCCUUUGGAGCAGCCUUUGCAGCAAGCAAAACCUUGUUUUCCACCGGCGUGGGCUUUUGCAGCUUGCCCCCCUGCUCCUGGCCAUCAGACUUGCCUUUAGCCUUUGGUGAAGCUGUGCCAGCAAACAAAACCUUGUUUUCCACUGGCGUGGGCUCUUCACCCUCCCUCUGCUUCUGACCAUCUGCAGGCGUCUGCCUCUGUUUACCUUUGCCCUUCCGGCCUCUGCAAAGGCGAUGACCUUGGUUCCCAUGAGAAACAGAGCUCUCAGCUGCCGACUCCUUGGCUCCCCCUGGAGGCUGGAAUGCUGCCUGGGAUGACGUGACAGUCAGCUCCCCUGCAGCUUGCAACCGGUGCCCUCGGCAUCCCUGCAUUCACUCGCAUUCUGGGAAACAGCCAGGACCUCCGAUGCAGUCAAACUCUGGGCUGGGAUGACUGGCAGAUGGGCUAUCUUCAAAGCAUGCCACAUCUUACGUGCAGUGGUGUUGCCAGCAAGCGUUUUUAUUUCCUCUAGAGAGACGGACAAGACUAUUAUGUCUAUCGCCUUCGAAUUUUCGGCCUUCCAUCUAUCUGUCAGAGGAACUGGAGGGGCCUCACACACAGUAUGCCACACUCCAAACUGACGCAGCAAACUCUCACACCAUUUUGCCCAGGUCUGGUAGUUGUGCCGAUUUAACUUUGGGCACUCAGCAACCUCAGAAGCUUGGAAAAACUCCAUUCCAGCUUUUUACUUGAGCCGUGAAUCUUAUUCACUUCAGAGACGUCUUAUCUCGGCAGCUCAUAAAUCUUGAGGCCUUUGGCGCGGCUCCCAGAUCCAUUAGCCCUGCCGGACAUCAAAAGCUCUUGCCACGGCAAACAGAAAAGCCUUACUUUCGCUUUUCCUCCACAUACCUUUCAGCAGUCUGUCGCAGUCUUACUCUCCUGUAAGUGCUGUGAAUCUGGGCCCGAAACCAGUUGCUGGGAUACUGCCAGGGAGAUAAAGUCCAUCAUGGCCCCCAAGCCGGCUGCCAGACGAUCCAUCGACCUCCCGUAGGCACGCAGCAACAUGAGUUUCUAGAAAAUAUCUUGCCACAUUCCAGAGCUCGUGCACGCUCUAUCAGCAGAUAAUGCACAGCCAAAAAGUUGCACUCAGGAGAGCAUUAUUUACAAGUUUAUUCAGCGUUGAUCAGAACACAGAAAAACAUGACUGCCUGCUUUAGUGUCUAUGACACCGAGAGAGAACGAAAGCAACAGAAAACAUAAACAUCCUGUGAACAGGAAAUACGCAGACUCUGACUCACAAAGCCUGCUCCCUUUUAAGGUGGAACGGAAAUAUCCUAACAAAGUCCACCUAUGAAGUUAGCCAAGGAAGAAUGGUCUUCCUCUUCUGUAUUCAGAAUUUUUCUUUUUGGUUCCUGCACCCUCUCAAUUAUGCUCCUAUUCAAAGUAGUGAACUAAUGUUUCUCCAUUGCACUGAAUAGAAGGGGCAAGAGGAAGGAACUUGUCUCUGAUUUUAAUUCAAGCUGGAGAAGAAUUCGGGGCUUGAAAUGCUUGUCCUCUGUCCCCAUUGAAACUCCUGAAGGUCUUCUCCAAACCAAAGUUUGGAGAAGUGUGCUGGUUUCACUAGCAUAGAAAACCACUGCUCCACUUCUUCUGGAGAAUAAGAGCACAUCCAGAUGUAUGUAUUUUUUUACCUGUUUGUGAAAUGGAAUGGCUUUAUAGAUGUCCUUCACCCUCCCAGAGCUAAAUAAAUAAUACUAUGACAAAGUG